Messenger RNA from Aaosphaeria arxii CBS 175.79, 1474 nucleotides. RefSeq lists its product as uncharacterized. Bases 306 to 1325 code for a protein of 339 amino acids. The transcript has 2 exons. Lineage: Eukaryota; Fungi; Ascomycota; Dothideomycetes; Pleosporales. The record is from RefSeq and is a predicted model, not a curated record.
GACUAAGUCCCUUCAACGACGGAUGAUUUCCAGGUACCCGGAAUCAAUGAAAUUUAGGACUCAAUACGAGUACCAUGUCCCAUCAGUGCUGAAUGUGACCCAAAGUCACAGCCAGGAUUGGUGUUCCUCGUAUAAACCUAUCACGUGCGCAGUCAACCAACUAUUGAAAGCAUGGGCAUCUAUUCUCGGAACAGAGCCGUGCCAAGCACAUCGAAACAUCCUAACACAUCAGCACUCUUGUCUCCGUGAACUUCUACCAUAUAUUUUGUCAACCUGUCUUGCCCUCAUCUUUACAUGCAUUCAAGAUGACACGGCUCUCGGCCCUUGUAGCGACCCUGUCGCUUGUUCAAGGAUCGCUGGCAGCCGUUGCGCCCGACAUCACCUGGAUCCAAGAAGGAUUCAACUGCAUCGCAAAGCUUCCAUGUGUCGGAUGCCCUUUUCUAGUUCAAGAUACUUCCAAAGGGGAGGUGGAACCACCAUGGACAGAGCGGAAGGACAAUAAUGCUUUGCUUCUUAACAUCUCUUUACCAUACGACAGCGCAUUUCUGUCUAUAAAUAAUCAGCCUAUCUACUCAAAUCCAACUUACAAGCUGCCGAUCAUCUACGCCAACCAAGUACUCUCCGACAUCUCAACUGAGGACCUGAACAACUUGAUCGCCACCAACCAACUUGAAGCCAGCCAUGAAUCCAACUUUGGAGGUGGAGGCUACUUCGGCCUUUCUUACCGCGCAUCCGUCCGCCACAUCUCUAAAUCAGCCGCUGUCCUCUACCAGUUCGACGUCGAGGAACUAUCCAACGGCCUCACCGAGAAGGACACGCAAUUUAAACUAAGCGACCGCAACCAGAAAAUGCUCGAAAUCAUUCUUCUCCAGAGACCCGUCUAUGCCGCCACCGAGCCGCCGACAUUCGAGAUCAUCAAAGCAGCUUUAGUCCCACGCUCCAACAACCCAGUCGCAUCCAAGGACCUGCAAAAGACCAUGGUGUUCAAAGACUGGGACAGCUUCGGCAAGAAGGGCACGACCGCGCAUCUCCUGACCUCAUGGGGCGACUCCUUCAUGCACUGGAUGGACUCGGGAGUCUGGGCUCUCUUCAUCUUCGUGUUCGCCGUCGUCGGCCUCUUCUGCGUCGUGUGUUUGCUAUGCGUUUUCGGCUGCGAUCUCUGGGCCACCGACGACUACGAGCAGGCGCAGCACGGCAAGGCUCGAGAUGAGAGGAGGAGGGGGAAGCAUGGAGAUGUCGAAUCCGGCAGGCCGCAGUUCAAGAGCGCGGAGGAACUGGGGUUAAUGGGUCGGAGCAAGGUCGUGGGAGUGGGGAAGAGAGAUUGACAUUUCUCAGUUCCAUGCUGUCUAUGAUGAUUUUUUCACGAUAAUAGGGAUCUAUAGGGUAUUCCGUUUCCGAAUUCCAAACGCCGAAAAUGCAAAUUAAUGUUACUUAUCAACACCGCCGCCUCUCAAUUUAUGCAUAUCCAUUCCGU